GUGACGGUGUCUCCCCGCCCUCUCAUUUCCCUGCCUCCAGGUUCUGAGAAGAUGGCGAAGGUCUCAGAGCUUUACGAUGUCACUUGGGAAGAAAUGCGAGAUAAAAUGAGAAAAUGGAGAGAAGAAAACUCACGAAACAGUGAGCAAAUUGUGGAAGUUGGAGAGGAAUUAAUUAAUGAAUAUGCUUCUAAGCUUGGAGAUGAUAUUUGGAUCAUAUAUGAGCAAGUGAUGAUUGCAGCUCUAGAUUAUGGUCGAGAUGACUUGGCAUUGUUUUGUCUUCAGGAGUUGAGAAGACAGUUCCCUGGCAGUCACAGAGUCAAGAGACUAACUGGCAUGAGAUUUGAAGCCAUGGAAAGAUAUGAUGAUGCUAUACAACUAUAUGAUAGAAUUUUACAAGAAGAUCCAACUAACACUGCUGCAAGAAAGCGUAAGAUUGCCAUUCGAAAAGCCCAGGGGAAAAAUGUGGAGGCCAUUCGGGAACUGAAUGAGUAUCUGGAACAAUUUGUUGGGGACCAAGAAGCCUGGCAUGAACUUGCAGAACUUUAUAUCAAUGAACAUGACUAUGCUAAAGCAGCCUUUUGUUUAGAGGAGCUAAUGAUGACUAAUCCACACAACCACUUAUACUGUCAGCAGUAUGCUGAAGUUAAAUAUACCCAAGGUGGACUUGAAAACCUCGAACUUUCAAGAAAGUAUUUUGCACAGGCACUGAAACUGAACAACAGAAAUAUGAGAGCUUUGUUUGGGCUUUACAUGUCGGCGAGUCAUAUUGCUUCUAAUCCAAAAGCAAGUGCAAAAACAAAAAAGGACAACAUGAAAUAUGCUAGUUGGGCAGCUAGUCAAAUAAACAGAGCUUAUCAGUUUGCAGGUCGAAGUAAGAAGGAAACCAAAUACUCUCUUAAGGCAGUCGAAGACAUGUUGGAAACACUGCAGAUCACCCAGUCUUAAGCAGGAAGAUGGAGAAAGUCCACGGAAGAGAGAUUUAAUAAGAUUCAUAUUGAUUGUACAUCAUUCUCUUCAUAUCACACAUAUAUAACUUCUUUUAAACCACAACCUGAUGUAGAAAUCCCAUAAAUAAAUCAUGUGAUUUAUUAAACUUGCA
Molecule: messenger RNA, 1099 nt
Organism: Mustela erminea (ermine)
Lineage: Eukaryota; Metazoa; Chordata; Mammalia; Carnivora; Mustelidae
Gene: EMC2
Product: ER membrane protein complex subunit 2
Exons: 12
Coding region: 52-945 (297 amino acids)
Biological process (GO): protein folding in endoplasmic reticulum
Cellular component (GO): EMC complex
Molecular function (GO): protein binding
Source: RefSeq, a predicted model, not a curated record